UACAGAUGCGUGAUUAAAAAAUGAAUUCUGAAAAAGUUUGGUUGUCUGAUCCCGCCCAGGGAUUUAUUCUCGGCAAAAUAGUAGAAUUUGCUGAAGACGGUCCUGUAGUUCAACCCAUUGACAGGUCUCUAAAGGCUGUAACUACCACCUAUGAUCGUCUCUACCCUGCAGAAGAAAGCGAUUCAAAGGAAGUAGAAGACAACUGUGGUUUGAUGUUCCUAAAUGAGGCAACUUUGCUCAAUAAUGUUCGGCUUAGGUAUUUAAAGGUAAGUUAUCUCUAUCUAAUCUCAACUUUUAGCUCUGGCUUUGUCUGUAAGCAUCUAAUUCUAAUUAGUGCGGGGUCCCUGGAGAAAAAGAUCCUUCAAGCCAACCCUAUCCUAGAAGCAUUUGGUAAUGCUAAAACUAUCAGGAAUAAUAACAGCUCCAGGUUUGGGAAGUUUAUUGAGAUCCAUUUUGAUAGUCGGUGUCAGGUUGCAGGAGGGUAUAUCAGUCACUAUCUUCUAGAAAGAGCUAGAGUAGUCUCCCAAAACCAACAGGAGAGAAACUACCAUAUAUUCUACCAACUGUGUGCAGGGGCCGAUGAUAGUAUCCGGAAGAAACUAAAACUAGGAGCCCCGGAUUCAUUUAGAUAUUUAGCUGGAGGUUCUACUCAGUACUUCUUGACUCCGGAUUCAGAAAAGAAGAUUUCUAACGAGCGACUCUCUCAAGAACAUAGGAAGAAAGGUUGCUUGAAAGACGACAUUCUGGAUGAUGUUAAAGGAUUUAACACAGUAGAUAGGGAUCUUGGUAAUAUUGGUAUGUCUGAAAAGGAGCGAAUGUCUGUUUAUACAACCAUAGCUGCCGUUCUUCAUCUAGGAAAUGUAGAAUUCGAGGAUGAUCCGGAUGACAAUAGAGGCGGAUCAAGAGUAAAGGAAAGAUGUGAAGGAAGUUUGAAGACGACAUCUGAACUGUUAGGUCUUGAUAUUGAUGAGCUUAGGCGCGCACUUACUGCGCGCGUUAUGCAGGCUAUCAAGGGUGGAUUUAAAGGAACUGUGAUCAUGGUCCCUCUGAAGGUGUACGAGGCUAAUAGCGCCAGUAAAAUAUUUAUAUAUAUAAAUCUCCCCAUAAUUGAAAAAAAUAGACAAUUAUCGCAACAGCAAAGGUAAAUUUUUAAAAAUGAAAUUUUAGAUAUUGCUGGAUUCGAAUACUUUGCUGUAAACAGUUUUGAGCAGUUUUGCAUCAACUACUGCAAUGAGAAGCUUCAACAAUUCUUCAAUCAGAGAAUUCUGAAGGAUGAACAAGAGCUGUACAAGAAGGAGGGACUAGGAGUCAAGAAUGUCAAGUUUGUGGAUAAUCAGGAUUGCAUUGAUUUGAUUGAAGGGAAGUCAACUGGUAUAUUUAGUAUACUUGAUGAAGAAUCAAAGCUGCCAAAAUCAAGUUACCAGCAUUUUACCAGCGAGGUUCAUAGCAACAAUGGGAAUCAUUUCAGACUUGAUUUGCCAAGGAAGUCUAAGCUUAAAGAGCACAGAGAGAUCAGAGACGACGACGGAUUUCUUAUCCGUCAUUUUGCUGGAGCAGUCUGUUAUCAAACUCAGCAGUUUAUUGAGAAAAAUAACGACGCUCUUCACGCUUCAUUGGAAGCUCUGGUUCAGGAGUGUAAGAACGGGUUUAUCCAGGACUUGUUUAACCAAGGGUCAGAGAACGGGUCCUCCAGGGGCAAACUAACAUUCAUCAGUGUUGGGAAUAAGUUCAAAAGACAGUUGGAAGAACUUAUGGAGAAACUGAGAAGCACAGGAACAAACUUUAUAAGGUGUAUCAAGCCUAAUGUUAAGAUGGUUUCUGGAUUGUUUGAGGGUGGGUCAAUCCUUUCCCAGCUACAGUGUGCUGGUAUGACCAGCGUGCUAGAGCUUAUGCAGCAGGGAUAUCCGAGUAGGGCACAGUUUUCAGAGUUGUACAAUAUGUACAAGCAGUAUCUCCCUCCAGAUUUAGCAAGGUUGGAUCCCAGACUUUUCUGUAAGGCGCUUUUUAAGGCGUUGGGAUUGGAUGACAACGACUUUAAGUUUGGACUUACCAAAGUAUUUUUCCGACCUGGAAAGUUUGCAGAGUUUGACCAGCUUAUGAAGGCAGAUCCAGAGAAUCUGAAAGUUCUCAUUGAUAAGGUUGCAAUGGAAGUCAUAGAUCUCAAAUUUAACCGUCCUUGGCGUGAUGCUCUGGUAAUGAUCCAGAAGACCGUGAGGAUGCACCUGGCCAAGAGGAAGCACAGGCCAAGAGUCAAGGCCCUGGUCAAUAUCAAAGCCCUCUCAGGUCAAGUUCAUCAGAUCUCUUUAAUGGCCGGGGGCUUAAAAUCUGACAAAGAUUCUGUACUACAGACAGUUAGACAAUUGGAGUCUAAUAUAGCAAAGGUAAUUGCUGAGAUAAAGAAAAAUCAGAAUUUGAAAAAAAAGGAUUUGGAUAAAUUGUAUCAAGGCCUCGUUGAUCAAAUUAAGUCUGAACUUUCUGGCGUCAAGAAGAAGAUAGAAAAGCAGAAAGCAGCAGAGGAGCAGCUAAAACUUAGGAAGCUUCAGGAGGAAAUGGAGGCAGAAAAACGUCGGAAGGAGGCUGAAGAGGCUGAGCUUCGGAGGCAGGAGGAGGAUCGGAGGCAGAAGGCGGAGAUUGAGGCUCGGAGGAAGGAUAGCAGCAGAGACUGGAGGGUUGAAUAUAAUAUAUAAUAUUUCUAGAUGGAGCAGGAGAGAAGAGAUCAUGAGAUAGCGCUGCGGCUAGCAGCAGAGACUGGAGGAGCUGUUGAGGAGUUGCAUAGCCUUAAACGUAGUAGCCUCGUUAAUGCACAGAGAGAGGCGGCUGCAACUAAGAAGUAUGAUCUAUCUAAGUGGAAGUAUGCAGAGUUAAGAGAUACAAUUAAUACAAGUUGUGAAAUAGAACUCUUGGAGGCGUGCAGGGAAGAAUUUCACAGGCGUCUCAAGGUUUAUCAUGCAUGGAAAGCAAGAAAUAAGAAGAAGGACUCAACGUUUGAUGAAAAUAUGAGAGCUCCGUCUUCAAUAAUUCAGGAGGGAAGCAAACCUGUUGUGAAUACUGGAAAGAAGGUGAAUUCACAGACUGAGAGAUGUUUCAGGAUUCCGUUCCUUAGGCAGGAAUCAAACAACAACAACAACAACAACAACAACAACAAUAUCAACAAUAACAAUGCUGCUGGCAAGGGUUGGUGGUUCGCGCAUUUUGACGGAGAAUGGAUUGCUCGGCAGAUGGAACUACAUCCUGGUAGAGAUCCAGUUCUACUAGUUGCUGGCCAGGAUGAUAUGCAGAUGUGUGAACUAAGCUUGGAUGAGACUGGUUUAACAAGAAAGAGGGGAGCUGAGAUACUUCUUCAAGAGUUUGAAAAUGAGUGGAGCAAGAACGGGGGACAACCCUGUACUAGGCCCAAUGACAGAAAUAUUUAACCGAAAAUUGAAGAAGACGACAUUUGAAACAUGCAUGCAAUGUUUUGAAGAAGAAAUCCAGGAAAUCAAGCAAAAUUUGCUUUAGACUCUGUACAUUUUGUUACCGUUGUACAGUGCCUAAGCACGUGCAACCUAUAUUGUUAGAUUUCAUUUAACUUUUUUACAGUGAGACCCAUGAAUUUUGGAAUAGAAUUAUUUGACUGCUAUACACGUACUCAAGAUAUGAGUUUAAAUAUUUUAAUGAACAUGACGCACAGUAAUUGUGUAAUGGACACAGACCUAAUUCCACAAGCAUAAGUUGAUUUUCAACCUACUGGUAAAAAUUUGCUUUAAUAACAACUUUAGAAUGAGAUUUCAUAACAUUGUCAAAAUGUCGUCUUUCUAUUCUACAAUUGUAUGAGGCCCACAUUUGUGUACGUUUAUUGUGUAAAACUAGAAUUAAGAUACAUAUUAACUUUUUAUCUGUUGGCAGUUAUAUAUAUAUGUAUGUUUUAAUUGUUUUAUAAAUUGUGCAGUUUAAUUGCUUUAGAAUCAAUAAUUUUGAAAGUGAUUCGUAGUGAUUUGUUAAAGUUUUUUUCCGUGAUUGUUAUUGAAAUUAUGUUCAGACUUGGGCGCAGAAGGCGAUAUCGUUUGAAACAAAUGGCAAUCUAUUUUUGAUAAAUAAACGGACUAUUUUGUUGAAAAAA
This is a messenger RNA of Eurytemora carolleeae, 4099 nucleotides long. Its product is annotated as unconventional myosin-VI-like. Lineage: Eukaryota; Metazoa; Arthropoda; Copepoda; Calanoida; Temoridae. The record is from RefSeq and is a predicted model, not a curated record. Gene Ontology annotation, biological process: endocytosis; actin filament organization; vesicle transport along actin filament. Gene Ontology annotation, cellular component: endocytic vesicle; actin cytoskeleton; myosin complex. Gene Ontology annotation, molecular function: actin filament binding; microfilament motor activity; ATP binding.